AUAAGCUAACAGAGGUUCAAAUUGGCUCAACAAAACUUUGGCCCAUCACCGGAAAGAAAAAACAAGGCCUGAAUUUGUUGCUGAAGGAGAUUGGAAGCAAAUGAUGGAGUAUUGGGGAACUGCAAAAAAAUUUUCUGAAAAAAGUGAAAAAAGCAAAAAAAGUCGGGCCUCUGAGAAAGCAAAAGAAAGACAGUAUCACGGUGGUUCAAUUUCUGUUUCUGAACAUGAAGAGAGAAUGGAGAAGAAAGACAAGAAAAAGCCUAGCAGGAUAGAGGUCUUGAAGCAUUGCUUCACUUCUCAAGAUGGGGAGCUAUUGGAACUGAGAAGUCCGGAUCCGGAGAAGUCCGGAUCCGGAAAAGAUUUGUAUUCCUUGUCUAUUUUGGAAUCAUCCUCUCCUAUAAAUAAAGGAGAAACCCCUUGUAAUAAAACAGAACAAUUGAAUAUACAGAAUAUUUUCCCUCUUAUCAAAUUCUUCAUGGUAUCAGAGCAAGAUUCCUAGGAAAACCCUAAUCUAGACAAAUGACGGUCCAUCACCGCCGCCGGAAUUUCCUUCUCGACCGUCGACAUGGCAGAAGUAGAAGAAAAUCUCGUCGGCAAGCUCUUCGAAGAGGAAGAGAAGAUCCCUACGAAGGGAAGUUCUUACGAACUCAAGAACGCAGACACACCUGGAUUAAUUAUCACCCAAGUCAAACUAAACGGUGAUAAUUAUG
This is a messenger RNA of Cuscuta campestris, 710 nucleotides long. NCBI's taxonomy places the organism in Eukaryota, Viridiplantae, Streptophyta, Magnoliopsida, Solanales, Convolvulaceae. The record is from the annotation of a GenBank genome assembly.